AGCCACUUAGAGAGGAGAAAGAAACAGCUUCAUCAGUCUCUGCCCUGUGAGACUCAAUGGCCUAUGUUUCUGCAGUCAACUUCUUUCUCUGCUCAUUACUCCUCUGCCUCUUCCUCUCUCUCCCUCCUUCACAAGGUAACAAGCAGAACUGGUAUACCAAAUACAGAUAUCCAUUUCUGAAAAAGGCAAGCUCGUUCUCAUCAUCAUCAUCAUCAACAUCAACCACUCCCAGCAACAAUGCUUAUGAUUAUAUAAUUGUGGGAGGUGGAACUGCGGGCUGCCCUCUGGCUUCAACACUGUCCCAAAACUUUAGGGUUUUGCUUCUUGAAAGAGGGGGCAUACCUUUCACAAACCCUAAUGUGUCAUUUCUGGAGAAUUUUCAUAUCACUUUGGCUGAUAUUUCACCAUCUUCAGCUUCCCAGUACUUCAUUUCCACUGAUGGUGUUCUUAAUGCCAGAGCUAGGGUUUUGGGAGGUGGGAGCUCCAUUAAUGCUGGCUUCUACACCAGAGCAAGCUCAAGGUUUAUAAAGAGAGUGGGGUGGGAUGCGAAGGUGGUGAACGAGUCAUACGAGUGGGUGGAGAAGCAAAUAGUGCAUUGGCCUAAGUUCUCCGCGUUUCAGAGAGCAGUAAAGGACAGCCUUCUGGACGUAGGAAUCUCUCCUUUCAACGGUUUCACGUAUGAUCAUAUUUAUGGCACCAAGGUUGGUGGCACCAUUUUUGAUCGGUUCGGUCGUCGCCACACAGCUGCUGAGCUUCUCGCUUCUGCCAACCCAUAUAAACUCACUGUUCUCACCUACGCCACCGUCCACAAAAUCGUCUUUGAUACUAAAGGUAAGAGGCCAAGAGCUGUGGGAGUGAUAUUCAAAGAUGAGAAUGGGAAAAUCCAUCAGGCAAAUCUGGGGAAUGGAAGGAAGAAUGAAGUAAUAGUGUCUAGUGGGGCAAUUGGGACUCCUCAAUUGCUUCUGCUAAGCGGGAUUGGCCCAAAAGAGCAGCUCCAGAACUUUAAGAUCCCAGUGGUGUUUGAUAUUUUUGUUGGGAAAGGCAUGGCUGAUAACCCCAUGAACACCAUUUUUGUUCCUUCCAAUAGACCAGUUCAUCAGUCACUCAUUGAGACUGUGGGUAUUACUAAACGUGGAGUCUACCUAGAAGCUAGCUGUGGGUUUAGUCAGUCCACUGAUAGCAUUCACUGUCACCAUGGAAUCUUGUCUGCUGAGAUUGGCCAGCUCUCCACAAUCCCUCCCAAGCAAAGAUCAAGAGAAGCUGUUCUUGCUUUUACCAAGAACAAGCGCAAUCUCCCGAUUGAAGCAUUCAGGGGAGGUUUCAUAUUGUCAAAAGUGGCCAACCCUUGGUCUGUAGGUGAUCUCAAGUUGAUCAACACCAAUGUAGAAGACAACCCUUCUGUUACCUUCAACUAUUUCAGUCACCCACAUGAUCUCCAACGUUGUGUUGAGGGUAUCAGAAUAGCCACCAAGGUUGUGCAGUCUGAGCACUUCACAAACUACACCAUGUGUGCCCGACAAACCACAGAGAAACUGCUUAACCUCACUGUGAAGGCCAAUGUGAACCUCAUACCCACACUCAAUGACACGCAAUCACUGGAGCAGUUUUGCAGAGACACUGUGAUCACAAUCUGGCACUACCAUGGUGGGUGCCACGUGGGCAAGGUUGUUAAUUCUGAAUAUAAGGUUCUUGGAGUUGACAGACUACGUGUGGUGGAUGGCUCAACAUUUACAGAAUCACCAGGGACUAAUCCUCAAGCUACUGUCAUGAUGAUGGGCAGGUACAUGGGACUGAAGAUUUUAGGAGAUAGGGUGCGCAAAUCAGGUUAGGGAAGAAUACAGUGGUAUGAUGAUAUAAGAUGAGCUAUGUAAGUUGUAACAUUGGAAGUUGAUGUGGUAUAUAUUUGUUGAAAUGGUCAGUAAACAAAAUGAUCAUUAGUAAACAAAGAUGCCUUAGUUUUACUGGGAAGAAUCAUUUUGGUGUAAUGUAUUAUUAUCUUCUGUUUUGGUGGAAUCUUGGUUGUUGACAAUUGCACAAGUGUACUUAUAUAUCCCAUGUAGAGAUCAACAUCAAAUUUACUUAUA
Molecule: messenger RNA, 2084 nt
Organism: Prosopis cineraria
Lineage: Eukaryota; Viridiplantae; Streptophyta; Magnoliopsida; Fabales; Fabaceae
Product: protein HOTHEAD
Molecular function (GO): oxidoreductase activity, acting on CH-OH group of donors; flavin adenine dinucleotide binding
Source: RefSeq, a predicted model, not a curated record